This is a messenger RNA of Sphaerodactylus townsendi, 1590 nucleotides long. Its product is annotated as putative nuclease HARBI1. The transcript is spliced from 2 exons. Bases 117 to 1448 code for a protein of 443 amino acids. The record is from RefSeq and is a predicted model, not a curated record. NCBI's taxonomy places the organism in Eukaryota, Metazoa, Chordata, Lepidosauria, Squamata, Sphaerodactylidae.
UAGCCUCGAGUUCUCGCGUUACCAAGGAGUCGAGGUACUGCUACCUGGUUAGUAGGUUGCCCUCACUAGUUGUGCCUCGCUUUUGCUACAGAACUGCUUUGUGGGCAUAAUAUCUGAUGGAAAGCCAUCAGGUCGCAAUGCCUCCGGACACAGAGGAGACAGAGCUGCUUCUUCUGGUUGUGACGCUUCUGUGCCACUGGACGAGGGUCGUGUCUGCCGCACAAGCCUUCAUGCACGCCACGGAUGUGCAUGAUAGUUUGCCGCAGGCUUCUGCACUUUCGCCGGUCAGUGGGCGCAGGGCGCGUGGGUCUCGCCGUUGGGUUGCCUUGGCCGCCGCCCCCACGCCGCGCCGCUUCUGGGUGUACCCGCACCGUAGCAGGGACUGGUGGUAUAACUGCGUGUGGUCAUCAUGGAACGAUGAGGAAUGGCUCAAGAACUUCCGCAUGAGCAGAGGAACGUUCCAGAGGAUCGUUGACAGCCUAGCACCAGCAUUGAGGCGCCAAGACACACGCAUGCGGGCGGCGUUGCCCGUGGAGAUGCGAGUGGGGAUGGCCAUUUGGUAUCUGGCCAGUCCCAACUCCUUCAGGGAGGUGCGGCAGCAGUUUGGAGUGGGCACCACCACCGCUUUCGAGGCUGUCCAUGAAUUCUGUGAAGCCGUGAAGAACAUCCUGUUCAAGAGGGUUGUCCGGUUUGCGGAUCCAGUGGAGAAGGUUAUGCGCGGAUUUGCCAACAUAGGCUUCCCACAGUGCGUCGGAGCAAUUGAUGGGUGCCACAUACAGAUUCUAAACCCAUCGGACGCCCCUGCGGACUACAUCAACAGGAAGAGGGUGGCCUCCAUUGUUCUUAUGGCUGUUUGCGAUGACAAAGGACGCUUCUUUGAGGUGGACAUUGGUCACCCCGGUAGAAGCCACGACGCGCACAUUUUCAGGGGUUGCCAUUUCACACAGGCCAUGGACAGGGGUGCCUUCUUCCCAGUUAACCCUGUAUUGUCCAUUCACGGCGUGGCUGUCCCACCGUUGAUUUUGGCGGAUGGCGCAUUCCCCAUGCGGAGGUGGCUUGUAAAGCCAUACCUUCAUCCACGGAACGCGAUAGAGCGCCUGUACAACAGAAGAAUGAGCAGGGCCAGAUGUGGUGUGGAGCGUGCCUUUGGGCGAUUAAAGGGGAGGUGGAAGUGCCUGUGGCACAAGUUGCCCAUAAGGGUGGAGAGGGUUAACUCCCUGGUUGCCACUUGUGUUGUUCUACACAACCUAUGCGAAGCGGAAAAUCAGGACUCUCCGGAGAGUGAAUGGCGGACUGGCCCCCUGCUAACUCAGAUGGAAGAGCAGCAGCCCAUCAUAAUUGACCAGGGUGAGGGGUCCUACUCUGAGGAUCAGCAUCUGGCAAGGGGGAAGGCUGUGAGGAAUGCCCUGGCCACCUACCUCUACUGCAACCGCCCUGUGCAGCAGUAGUCUCCUCCGUUCAUGUCUUGUACCAUUGGUGUGUGUGCUAAUGUGCAAAAAUUUUUUUUUUAUUUUCCGUAAUAAAGUUUUUCCACUGAUAAACCAAACCUACACGCCUGCGGUCUCUCAAUUCUACCACACAUCUCCCCCC